AUGGCCGCUAGCUCCGAGGGGACGCAAAGCAGCGCAGCACCCUUUGGAGCGGCGCACGACUAUCCCCAACCCCCGGCGCACAACCCUCUCGAAACCCCGGCCGCGGAAGCCGGCCGCGGGGUGCGGCUGCUGUGCGCGAUCGACGGCUCUGACGGGUCAAUGAAUGGGCUCAAGUUCCUUGUCGAGAAGCUGGUGGUUCGGGAGCGCGGGGACAGCGUCGUCCUCGUCACGGCUUGCAAGCCGUGCAACCCUGAGCUCGUGCCUUUGUUCGAGUCGCAAGGCGACGUCAUCCACGAGGAGGAGGAGCGCAGGUCGCGCGACCGAAUGCAGAAACUGGGGGAGCUGUCAAAGGAGGUCCCGGUUCCGUGCCAAACCACGGUACUUUCGGGCGACCCCGGGUGGGCAAUCCCCAAGUUCAUCGCCGAGCAGCCGGUGGACGUUGUGGUUGUGGGCAGCCGCGGAAUGAGCAAAGUGGACAGGUAG
This is a messenger RNA of Klebsormidium nitens, 483 nucleotides long. Lineage: Eukaryota; Viridiplantae; Streptophyta; Klebsormidiophyceae; Klebsormidiales; Klebsormidiaceae. The record is from the annotation of a GenBank genome assembly.